Aspergillus welwitschiae is the source of this 789-nucleotide messenger RNA. RefSeq lists its product as uncharacterized. The transcript has 2 exons. Lineage: Eukaryota; Fungi; Ascomycota; Eurotiomycetes; Eurotiales; Aspergillaceae. The record is from RefSeq and is a predicted model, not a curated record. The annotation marks the transcript as partial.
AUGGUUGGCAAUCUGUGGCAAUCUGUUGGUGAGCUCGAGGUGGAUCGUCCAGUCCAUAUUACAAUGGUGCGUCAGAAUUGGUACGACAUAGUUCCCCAUAACCGAGAACUGCGCAUUGUCAUGCCGCGCCAAAAGCCCCUUGCUGGGGUUGCCAGCUUCCUUUCUUGCCAUGAUCAGCAGAAUGCGGACUUAGUCUUAUCGCUUCUGAAAGAGUUGGCGUUUGUGGCCGAGACCCCGGUACAAAACAACCUGUGCCAUGAUCGCGCACUACACGACCGGCACAACCCGCAAUGGUCCGUGGGAAACCGCAUGCUCAUCCCCAAAAGCCUCGUCCUCGGCAUCCAGUUGAUCUUGCGCGGACUCAGCCCCGGGUCGCUCGUGAAGUUCACCUGGUGCUAUCCGUGGCUACCCAGAGGAAUCAUGAACUCGAAUGGCUAUAUCCCGCGGUUUCAGCCGCAGAUCGUAUCGCUGGAGCUGUAUACCCAGGCGGGCGAUGAAACAGGCACCGGCCGGUCUAGCAUCGCCGAAGAGAUCAGCGUUGACGGUCUUGUCCAACUACGCCACCUGACGUGCUUGGUGUGGCACGGAAUCUGCCCCCGCAGACAUGCCCUUGUCCUCGAUACAUGCAUCCGGCAGAACUCUGGGACGCUCGAGAGGUUGGACCUCAGGUUUUCGAGGCGCGCGGUGGAUCGCACGCCGUCGGUUGCACGUGCUCACGAUCGCGACCCUGUGGAGUUCUCUAAUCUACGGAUGCUCACGCUGGAAAAUGUGCCUAUCUCCGAAAGCGGG